Messenger RNA from Caenorhabditis angaria, 7199 nucleotides. Lineage: Eukaryota; Metazoa; Nematoda; Chromadorea; Rhabditida; Rhabditidae. The record is from the annotation of a GenBank genome assembly.
AUGGACCUGAACAUCAAGCAAAGUGGAAUACAUUCGUGUAUUUUGCACACUUCCUACUUCAAAAAUCGCUCCGGAAAAGUGCACAAAAGAACUGCGGAACGAUAUUUGAGAACCGAUAUUCCAUGCGGACUUUUUGAAUGCAAAUCCUGCGCGCCUUUCGAAAAUGGUCAACUUCUCAAAUCUCCCCAAAACAUCCACUCGAAAUUCCACGAAAAACACGUGUUAAUCAUCGAUUCCACGUCAUUCAUCAGAUUCUACGAUUUAUUCGAUUCCCCACUUCUACAGAAUAUUUUGAUCAUUCAAACUGUUUGGGAAGGCGUCAAAUCGAAAAGUUUAGCGGCUUAUAAGAAAAUGUUGGCUUUAACUAAAGAAGAAGCUGAAAAACAAGAAAAUAAAGGGAGAUUUCAUGUUUUUCACAAUGAAUAUCAUUUUGAAACAUUCCAUGAAACUACGAAAUAUGAGGAUUUGAGUAGAGGAGAGGAAUUGUUGAUGGAAACUGCGAAAUAUUUGGAAAAGCAUUGGGAGGAGUAUAAUGUUGAGGCGGUGCUGGUUGUGGCGGAUGAGGAAUCGAAAAAGAGGAUGGAAAUUCAUUAUGAGAAAGUUGUGACGUUGAAGGAGUAUAUUCAAGGUAAGAUUUAUUCGAGAGCACAAAAAUGAGCCAAAAAUUGAGAAAAUUCUCGAUUUUUUGCUCAUUUUUGUGCUGAAAAUGAUCUAAAUGGGAUUUUUUCCAAGACAUUAGGAUUUUUGAAGAUUUGAGGAAUAAAAAAUUCAAAAAUUUCACAUUUUUGGCCCCAAAUUUGUUUUGAAUUUUGAAAUUUUGGAAUUUUCAGCACUGCAAUUCGAGAAUUUCCAGAAAAUUCUCGAUUUUCAGCUCAUUUUUGUGCUGAAAAACUGUACGAAAACAAAAUUUAUUAGGAUUAUUUUUGAUUACUGCCGAGAAGUAUAAUCAUUACGGGCUAUCCUGGAAAAUGCAAUAAAUCAAUUUUGAAACGUAAUUUUUCGAGGUUGGAAUUUCAGAUAAAACUUUUCUUUAAUCUGAGCAGUGUAAUCUAGAAAUUUUAUGACGUGGCAGGAUUUUUCACAAGAAAAUCCUGCUAUAUCACAUUGCUCAGAUUAAAGAAAUUUUUUUCCGAAAAUCUCACCUCGAAAAAUUACGUUUUAAAAUUGAUUCAUCGCAUUUUCCAGGGUAGCCCGUAAUGAUAAAGAGUAAAUCUCAGAAAUCAAAAAAAAAUCCUAAUAAAUUUUGUUUUUGUACAAUUUUUCAGCACAAAAAUGAGCCGAAAAUCGCGAAUUUUCUGAAAAUUUGAACUUGCAGGGCUGAAAAUUUCAAAAUUCAAAAAUUCAAAACAAAUUUUUGGCGUGAAAAUGCCACAUGAAUUUUUGUGGCCAAAAAUUUGAAAAAUUUGAAUUUUUUUCGCUUCGAAUUUUCAAAAAUCCCAAUUUCUUGGAAAAAAUCCCAUCAGCACAAAAAUGAGCCGAAAAUCGCGAAUUUUCUGAAAAUUUGAAUUUGCAGGGCUGAAAAUUCCGAAAUUUAGAAAUUCAAAACUAAUUUAGGGCGUGAAAAUGCCACGUGGAUUUUUGUGGCCAAAAAUUUGAACAUUUUGAAUUUUUUAUUCCUCAAAUCUUCAAAAAAAAAAAUAAUUUCCAAAAACUUGGAAAAAAUCCCAUUUCGACCAUUUUCAGGCUGAAAAUGAGCCAAAAAUCGCGAAUUUUCUGAAAUUCUAAAUUUUCAGGGCUGAAAAUUCAAAAAUUCAAAAAAAUUUGGGGCCAAAAAUUUUGAAUUUUUAUUCUUCAAAUCCUAAUUUCUUUCAAAAAAAUCCCAUUCCGCCCAUUUUCAGCCCAAAACUUUUAAAUUUCCAGGCCUCCACUCAGAAACCCGCCAAGGCCUAUUGGACCAAAUGUCGGCCUACGAAUCCACACCAACUUCCAACAAACCCUCAGUUUUCGCCGAACAUCUCUCAAGUGAUCUCAUCGAAGCCGGAAUCAAAGCCGGAACCAUCAAACGUGGCACAUUCAGUGUCUCCAGGGAGAAUUACAUGGAGGCCAGCGUGAUUAUCGAUGAGAAUUUGACGUCGUGGUUUAUUUCUGGAGCAAAUUGUAAUCGCGCGGUGAACGGGGAUACUGUAGCUGUGCAAUUGUUGGAUGAAGCUGAAUGGAUUGCACCGGAGAAGCGGAUAAGGUUGAGAGAUGUUGAGGAAUAUGUGAAGAAUGCUGAGGAGAUGGAUGAAGCUGAAGGUGAAGCUGGAGAGCCGAGGAGCAAAAAAGCUAGGAAGAAUGUUGUGCCAACUGCGAAAGUUGUGGGAAUUAUCAAACGAAAUUGGCGGCAAUAUUGUGGAAUGCUUUUGCCGAGUUCGAUUAAAGGCGCAAGACGCCAUUUGUUUUGCCCAGCGGAGCGGUUGAUACCAAGAAUUCGAAUUGAGACCGAGCAAGCGGAGAUUCUGUGUGAGCAGCGGAUUAUUGUUGCGAUUGACCAUUGGCCGCGCGAUUCGAAAUAUCCAUUGGGACACUAUGUGCGAACGAUUGGGGAGAUGGGAAAAAGUGAGACGGAGAAUGAGGUGUUGCUCCUGGAGCAUGAUAUUCCGCAUGCGCCAUUCUCCGACGCGGUUUUGGAUUGUCUUCCGCGGGACAGUUGGCAACCGGAUUUGUCGGAUGAGCGCCCCAGGGUUGAUUUGAGACAUUUGACGAUUUGUUCGGUGGAUCCGUUGGGUUGUACGGAUAUUGAUGAUGCGUUGCAUUGUAGGGAGAUUGGAGAGGAUUUGUUUGAGGUGAGGGAGUUUUGAGGGGAAAGAUUUUAAUUUUUAAAAUUUUUAAGUCAAAUUUACCUUCAAUUUUCAUCGGUUUCAGGGAAAACUGUUCAAUUUGAGGUAGAUUUUGUUUCAAAUUUAUGUUUUUUUCCUGAAGAAAUCGAUGAAAAUUUAAGAUUUUCUCUGAAAAAUUGAAAAAUUUCGAAGUUUUCCUUGAAACUUACCAAGUUUCUUUAAAAAAAACGCGAAAAACGUGGAUUUUCUGGGAAUUUUGCGGGGAAAUCUCAAUUUUCAUCGAUUUCUACAGGGAAAACACUCAAUUUUGUUUUAAAAAUCGAAAUUUGUUUUUUGUCGCUUUCCCUGUAGAAAUCGAUGAAAAUCAAAUUUUGAAAAAGUUUAUUUUCGGAAUAUUUAGUUCUGAAAUUUCAAAUUUUCUGAAAAAUUGAAAAUUUUAAAGUUUUCCCUAUGAAAAUUGAUGAAAAAUUUGAGAUUUUUCUGAAAAAUGAGGAAAUUCUGAAACAGUUUAGUUUAGCCUAGCUAUUUUUCCUGAAAUAUUAGAGUUUCCUGAAUUUUUGGUGAAAGCUUAAUUGCUCUAAUUCUAAUUAUCUAAAAAUGCGGAUUUUCAGAAAAUUUCGGUCGAAAAAUUGAAAAAUUUCAAGUUUUCCCUAUGGAAUUUGAUGAAAAUUUGAGGUUUUUCGAAAUAUUUUCAAGCUUAGAUAUAUUUCCCUGAAAUAUCAGAAUUUUCUCAAUUUCCCAAAAUUUUCAAAGUAAAACUCUGAAACCAGAGAAAUCUGAAAUUUAGUGUCAAAAAUCUAGAAUCUUCAAAAUAUCUUAUUUUUACAUUAGACAAAUUUGGACUCAAAAUUCUAAUUUUUUAAACCAAAAAAAAAAUACGUUUCGAAAUUUCGAUAAAAUUUUUUUUCAAAUUUUUAAGUAUCCGAGCCUAGAAAACCUAGUUUUCAAGGAUCCGUGCCUUGAGAACCUAAUUGUCAAGGAGCCACCCCUUGAGAUCCGCUAUGGCAAGCAGCCGCUCCUUGAGAGGCUAGUUUUUAAGUAGCCGCGCCUAGAGAACCUAAUUUUCAAGUAGGUAUUGCAAUUUUGAGAUUUGAAGCGAAAUUUGAAUGAAAAUUUUGAAAAAAUUGAGAAUUUCAUGGUUUAAAAAUUCAGGUUGGUGUUCAUAUCGCUGACGUCACUCACUUCGUCCGCCCAAACACAGCAAUCGACGACGAAGCCGCAAUCCGCGGAACUACCGUAUACCUCUGUGAUCGUAGAAUUGACAUGCUUCCCGCACUUUUAUCAAGUAAUUUGUGUUCUUUACGAGGAGAAGAAGAGCGAUACGCAUUUUCGUGUAUUUGGACAAUGACAUCAAAUGCUGACAUUCAAUCUGUCAAAUAUCACAAAUCAUUGAUUAAAUCGAAAGCUGCGUUAACUUAUGAGAAAGCGCAGGAAAUUAUUGAUGAUCCAAAGGAGAAUCAUGACGUGGCGCAAGGUUUGAGAGGAUUGAUGAAGUUAUCGAAAGUACUGAAUGCGAGAAGAAUGGGAAAUGGAGCAUUGACAUUGGCUUCGAGUGAAGUGAGAUUUGAGAUGGAUUGGGAAUCGAAGACACCAAAGGUAGGGGGGUUUUUGAGAUUUUUGAAAAAGUGGUUUUCUCCUGAUCAACUUCUAAUAGAAGUUAUGACGUGGCAAAGUUUGAAAAUCCGGAUUUUUGGAUUUUGAGCUAAUUCAAGCUGAUGAAUUUAGGCUAACUUUUGAAAAUACAUGUUUUCUAGUAGUUUUUGACCCGCUGAUCACUAUUCCGAUGUUUAAAAUUGCAAAAUUCAACUUCUAAUAUGAGUUAUGACGUGGCAAAGUUUGACGUGGCACCGUAAAAUUCGUGAAAUUUUUUUGUUACUCAAUCUUUUUUCACUGAAAAACAGCAAAAAUUGGGAAUUUGGUAACUUAUCGUAACUUCCAUCAAAAAAUUAAUUAAUGAAUCAAAAUUUUAUUUAAAAAAUUUUGUGUUAUAAGGUCUUACUGUAUAAAAUUUGUUAAGAAAACUGAAAAAAAUUAAAAGCUUUUGAGAUUUUUUAUUCUGCAAAAAUCAACUCCUGAGGCUGAUUUUCAACUUUUAAUAUGAGUUAUGACGUGGCAAAAUUGGACCUUUGUGAAUUGAAAAGAGAAAUCGCGAUUUUUCGAAAUUCUUGGAAAAUUGCCAAUUUUUUUCUGAAAAAAUCCUAAUUUUCGCACCAAUUUUCAAUUUUUAGCGCAAAAUUUGAAUUUUUUGGAAAUUUUUAAAAUCUCAAUUUCCGCUCCAACAAAAACCACGUGGAAAAAUCCUAGGAUUUUUCAAAAAAUUGGCAAUUUUCCAAGAAUUUUUGUUUCAACAAUUUGAGUUUUGAAAAUUUUGAAAAAUCGUGUCCAACUUUGCCACGUCAUAACUCAUAUUAAGAGUUGAAUUUUGCAAUUUUAAACAUCGGAAUAGUGAUCAGCGGGUCAAAAAUGACUAGAAAACAUGUGUUUUCAAGUUAGCCUAAAUUCAAAACUUAGCCUAAAUUCAAUAAAUUUUUUUGCAGAAAGUAAUGGAAAAGAAACAUUUGGACACUCACUCAAUGGUCGAAGAAUUUAUGCUUCUCGCAAAUAUUUCGGUUGCUGAAAAGAUUUUGCAAGAAUAUCCAGAUUGUGCACUUCUUCGAAGACAUCCAGUUCCACUGAAAGAAAGUUAUAAACCAUUGAUUGAGGUAUGGGGUUUUUUGGGGGGAUUUUGACCAAAAUUGAAAAAUUUCUCUGAAUUUUGAAGUUCUGGAUUUUUCUGACGCAUUUCUAGUAGCUUGGAAAGUUGCUGGCAUCUUUCAAGCAGCUUAAGACUUUGUUGACGCCUUUCUAGUAGCUAGAAACUUUGCUGACGCGUUUCGAGUAGCUCGGAAAGUUGCUAGCGCGUUUUCAGUAGCUUGAAACUUUGCUGACUCUUUUUAAACAGCCCAAGAUUGCUGACGCGUUUCCAGUAGCUAGAGACUUUGCUGACGCGUUUCCAGUAGCUUGAAAAGUUGCUGGCGCGUUUCCAGUAGCCAGAAACUUUGCUGACGCUUUUCAAACAGCCUGAGACUUUGCUGACGCAUUUUUGGUAGCUAAACAAAUUUCUUGCACACAUCGAAAAAAUCUAUAAAUCUCUCAAUUUCCAGGCUGCACGCCAUCGUGGCUUCGAAAUCGUCAUCGAAUCCGGCAAAGGUCUUGCUGACAGUCUGAAUCGAUGUGUUGACAACAAAAAUCCGAUGUUGAAUCGACUUCUUCGAAUGUUGACAACACGAUGUAUGACACAGGCGGUCUAUUUCUCAGCUGGUGAGGUUUUAGCUCUUAAAGCGCUGCUCCUUGAAACCUAGGCUCUCUAGGAGCAGCUCCUUGACAUAGGAGCUGUCAAGGCGCGGCUCCUUGAAACAGUAAUUUUCCAGGAACCGUCCCUGUGCCACAAUAUCAACAUUUCGGACUAGCCUGCUCAAUUUACACCCAUUUCACAUCACCAAUCCGCCGCUACGCUGAUGUAAUUGUUCACCGCCUUUUGGCCGCUGCAAUCGGCGCCGAUUCCAUCCCAGCCGGACUUUUGAAUCAAUCAAAAUGCACCAAAAUCUGCCAAAACAUCAAUUAUCGCCACAAACAAGCACAAUAUGCGGGAAGAGCUUCUGUUCAAUUGAAUGUUGUCAGAUAUUUCAAAGGAAAAGUGGAGAUUUGUCAAGGAUUUGUGAUGGGUGUUAGGAAUAAUGGAAUUCAGGUGAGAAAAUUUAAAAAAAUUCGAAUUUUUUCCUAUUUUUUGACAUUUUUUUUUAUUUUUGUGUGGGAAAAAUGUGAAAAAAAUAGGAAAAAAAAUUUUUUUUUGUAAAAAAAGUUUAUUUUUUCCUAUUUUUUUCCACACAAAAAUGAAAAAUUGAAAAAAAAUGGUUUUUUUUAUUUUGCGAAAUGUUCAGAAUUAAUUUUUGUAAAAAAAACUAUAGUUUAUUAAAUAUUUUUUUUACAAUUUUUCAUUUUUGUGUGGAAAAAAAUAUAGGUUUUUGAGAUUUUCUAAAUCGAAAUUUCCCCAUAAUUUUUGAAAAAUUCUUCAAAUUUAAUUUUUGUAGAAAAAAAUUCGAUUCAGCAAAUGUCAAAAAAACUAUAUUUUUUUCCAAAUUUUCAUUUUUGUGUAAAAUUCUUCAAAAUUAAUUUCCAAAAAAAUCGAAUUUUCAGGUCUUCGUCCCAAAAUAUGGUCUCGAAUCGAUAAUUGUUCUCCACAACUCCUCAGAUUCAAAUACAAUUAUAGAUAUUGAAGAUAUGAGUGUUCGAGUUGAUGGAGAAGUUGUGAUAAGAGAAUUGGAACCAGUUACUGUUAGGAUUAGUGUAAAUGAGAAGAAUCAGCAGAGACCGAGAGUUGAGCUAAGUUUGGUGAAGCCUGAGAUUCCUGGAUUGUCGGUUGAUUUUGAUUUGUCGACUUCCGAAGGUCUUGGAUUAUAA